AUGUCGGAACCGCCAGAGGCCAAACGCUCCAAGACAAGUAGCAUACUGGAAGAAGUAUUGGCCUCCAAUUUGCUGGCAGACGACAAGGCCAAGGAAAUCCAAGAACAAUACGCAUCCAGCCAACCCUAUUCGCAUGCUCAAAUCAAGAACUUGUUUCAUUCCAAGUUCUUGCUUUCCGUCAAGGAAGAAAUCAAGAGUCAAACCAAGGUGAAUUUCAAGGAAUCUGAUUUGUUUCGAGUCUACCAGAGCAUUGAUUUGGCCAAUCUGGAACCUGGAAGUGAUCUUUCCAAGCAAUUGCCCAAUGUCAUGAAGCUGAGAGAAGUUUUGUAUUCUCAAGAAUGGCGAUCCUUUAUUGAGAAACUAUGUGGAUUGCCUCCUUCGACACUGGUUGAGAAAAUAGAUUGUGCUUGCAAUUGCCAUGCUCCCGGAUGUCAUUUGCUAUGUCACGACGAUGUGAUUGGGACUCGAAAAGUAUCUUAUAUCAUAUACUUGACUGAGGAAGACUGGAAACAAGAUGAAGGCGGAUCCUUGGAAUUAUAUGGUCAGCAACUGGAUAAUCCUACUUCCAAGAAGCAGAGUUCUCCAAUUCCUCUAGCUCGUGCUUGGCCAUUGUUCAAUAGCAUGGCAUUCUUUGUCGUCAAACCUGGCGAAUCCUUCCAUGCGGUCCAAGAAGUGACGGGCGAACGACCUAGACUUAGCUUACAAGGAUGGUAUCAUGCGGCGGAACCACCAAAGAAUAUGGAACUAGCAACCUUGCAACAGCUCAAGGCAGACAACGAUGCAUCAAAAGCAGGAACUGAUGCCGAAAAGACAUUUGAUGAAUCGGAAGCAAAGGAAUUUAGUGAUGCUGAUAAGGAGUAUCUCAGCAAAUAUUUGGUGCCAGAAUAUCUAAAAGAAGAGAGUAUGGACGAAAUUCACAAGAAAUUUGAGAAUGAUUCCAGUGUUCAAUUGCGAAAUUUCUUGCAAGACAAGUGGGUUCCCAAAAUGGAGUCUCGGACUGGCAAGAAGCGAGCAAAUGAUAUGAAUCAUUACAUGGAAGGAGUAUCGAGCGAAUGGAAACUGCGAGGUCCAGCACACAAGCAGCGAUAUCUGGAAUUCCGCCCACAGCCAUCCACUACGGAUUGCGCGGUCACUGGGUCCAUGAUGCAUUACGUCAAAAUGAAAGUAUUUGAAUCACCAGUCUUUGCCCGAUAUCUGAAACGAGUUACUGGCCUGGAACACCCCACUGGAAUCAAGGAAAGCAAGAUUCGAAGAUUCCGUCCUGGACUCGAUUACACUGUGGCUCACUAUGGUUUGUUGGUGAAAGAAUCAGUGUUGGAUGCCACCUUGUGCUUUGUCGCUGAUGGAAAUGAAGACGACAAGGCAAAGUGGGAGUAUGGGGAUUCAGGAGGCUUUGAAUGCUACAUUGAAGCGGAUGAAGAAAAUGAAGAAGGAGGAAAUCAAGCUGCCGAUGAAUACAACGAAGAUGAUGACACGGAACUGCUCAGUGUGAGUGCCAGCAACAAUACAUUGUCUUUGGUGUAUCGGGAUCCAGGAACGAUGCGAUUUGUCAAGUAUGUUGGCUCCUCGGCACCAAGUUCGAGGUUCGAUAUUGCAAUGGAAUACCAAGUUCCAGAGGGCGAAGAGGAUGAUGACGAAAAUGCGGACGAUGAUGCGGAAAAGCAGGAAAGUGAAGAUGUCGGGUUCUGA
This is a messenger RNA of Cylindrotheca closterium, 1689 nucleotides long. NCBI's taxonomy places the organism in Eukaryota, Bacillariophyta, Bacillariophyceae, Bacillariales, Bacillariaceae. The record is from the annotation of a GenBank genome assembly.